Molecule: messenger RNA, 2572 nt
Organism: Salvelinus sp. IW2-2015
Lineage: Eukaryota; Metazoa; Chordata; Actinopteri; Salmoniformes; Salmonidae
Product: ras association domain-containing protein 2
Biological process (GO): signal transduction; regulation of non-canonical NF-kappaB signal transduction; positive regulation of JNK cascade
Cellular component (GO): cytoplasm; nucleus
Source: RefSeq, a predicted model, not a curated record
UUCACCUAUUCAGAGAGUGAGCAGUCAGCGCGAACAAAGCUGCGGCAGAUCGUGCGCUGAUUGGUUACCGGGUACGGUGCCAGAGGUCCACUACAACAGAUGGGGUUCUCCUCUCGUCGCGCAGACGCCACGCAUGCAAGCCCCGGUGCGUGCAUGCACCGAUUGUUUCCUAUGCCCGGAUAGGGCGAACCAAGCAGGGACCGAGCAGGGAACGAGAAGACUGGGCGACGCACGGUUUACGGUUAACGACUAUCCCACCCGAAACCCAGCGUGGCAGAGAAGAACCAAGCCCAGUUGAUCGUUCGUAAACAUUAACAACUUAAGCCCGAAGAGGUCCUGAAAAUCACCAGACUAUCGAGCAACUCUGUCCAAAGGACACAGUAGCUUCAUUGGCUCCAGCCGGGCCAUCUUCAGGCAAACUCCUCUGACGGGACCCUGAGGACUAACUUAUUGUGUGUUUGUGCAGCUAGCGGAUCUCUCUCUCUCUCUCUUUCCUGGCCUACCAGGAUCAUACAGAUCUUAGCAGGGUAAGCCACACAGCGGCCUGGCCUACCAGGAUCAUACAGAUCUUAGCAGGGUAAGCCACACAGCGGCCUGGCCUACCAGGAUCAUACAGAUUGUAGCACGCUCCUCUCAUGCUGACUGAGAAUGGAUAACAUGCAGGAUGGGGUUCAGAUUGGAGACAACAAGUUCAUCAGCAAGGCAACAGUCCUGUCCCACCUCAAAACCUACAACCUCUAUUAUGAAGGACAUAACCUGCAGUUGAGACACAGAGAGGAGGAAGGGGAGCUGAUCGUGGAGGGUUUGCUGAAUAUCUCCUGGGGCCUGCGUCGACCUAUCAGAUUGCAGAUGCAGGACGAUCACGAGCGAAUCAGACCUCCUCCCUCGUCUACAUCCUGGCACUCCGGCUGUGCCUUGGAUAAUCAGAGCAAUGAAGGUACCCAGCAGACCCUGCCCAACAUAGAAGUGACAGAGCACGAGAGCCAAUCAGAGGACAGUGUUGUGAAGGCGGAUGAGGAAGAAGAGGAAUAUGAGCGCUCCGCCCAGCUACUGAGGACGAAGAGCGAUGCUGGGUUUCUGAGGAAGGCCCAGCGCCGGUCGCCUAGCGACCAGAGGAGGAUACGACGACACCGUUUCUCCAUCAAUGGACACUUCUACAAUUACAAGACUGCAGUCUUCAUUCCAGCGUAUGGUUCAGUUACUAACGUGCGGAUCAACAGUUGUAUGACCACGCCUCAGGUGCUACGAGUGCUACUUAACAAGUUCAAGAUUGAGAACAGCCCAGAUGACUUUGCGCUGUACCUUGUACACACCAGCGGCGAGCGUGCAAAGCUGAAGCGCAGUGACUACCCCCUGGUGCUGCGUGUGCUUCAGGGUCCGUGUGAACAGGUCAGCAGAAUCUUCCUAAUGGAGCAGGACCUGGGAGAGGAAGUCACCUAUGAUGUGGCGCAGUAUAUUAAGUUUGAGAUGCCAGUGCUGCAGAGUUUCAUCACCAAGCUGAAGGAGGAAGAGGACCGGGAGGUGCAGAAACUCAGGAGCAGGUAUACAUUUCUGCGGUGUAUCAUUGAGAAACAGCUGCGUUGUCUUCCUGAGGGAACAGCCUGUAUGUGACCUGGUCUAGGGAGGGACCACCAGAUCUUCCCAAAAUCUCCCUGACCUCUUUAGCUACCCCUCCCAAACCCAGACGCCGUCCCAAGCCCCAAACAGGAGUGACCAUGAACCACCCCGAGGAGAGGCAUCCAUUCCAACCUCGCUUUAAUCUCUUCGAAGACCUCCAUAGGGACAGUGUACUAAUUCUGUGACCUGGGUUGUGUGUGGUACCUUUCUCAGUUGAGGUUGGGGUCAUUAUGAAACAUGAUGUCUGCUCUUUCCGUCCAUACCAUGAACAAACAGUACAUAUCCUCCUUGCUGUCCCAAUCCCUCUCUGACACACCUGCCUCUCUGUCGUGCCAUCUGCAUAUUAACUGUAUCAAUAUCAGCAAUAAUAAUGGUUAAUAAUGAAGGUAAAGAUUGGCACUUUUCUCUUGUGGAUCUGUAUGGGGCAUUGAGACUAUUCCAUGUCCUAUACCACUCAGAUGCAAAAUAACCUAAAGCACAUCUAAAUAUCUUUCUUAGUUCUACUGAGUUAGAUAGAUAGAACUAUAUAUAUAUAUAUAUAUAUAGUUCUAUAUAUAGUUCUAUCUAUCUCUUUCCAUCCAUUGUUCUCUCUACCUCUCCUUGCAUAUUUGUAUUUUCUAUUUUUGACCAAAGCCCCAUUUUGCCACCUGCAGAUAACUGAUUGUCUCCCUCUCCAAACCAGAACCUGCCUUAGACUCAAGAGUGGCAUCCCACACUAGAUGAGAUUCUCACCCACCCAGUCAGUCGGUAGGGAGGUUGAAUGACUCCUGUCCUGUGACAGUAUGUGUGGUGUUGAAACAUGACUGUCACACAAGUGUGGUACAGUACUAUCUCCAUGAUCAGCUCUACAGAGGCAGGAACUGUAAUGUAACUUCAUGACUGUUCUUGCCACAGUUAAUCUAAAACUGUCUCCUAACCAAUUCUAGUGGAAUGGAAAAAACAUGUAUUUCUGCUA